AAAAAAAAAAAACGAUAGAUAUAGUACAAAAAUUGAGCUUUCGACUUUCGUCGUCGUAACGAGACUCUGACCGAUUCGAUGAUAAAAGCCGUCGGUGGGAUACAAAGCGAAGAAAAAGCCGGAACCGGAUGCGAAGAGAAAAAGGAAGCAGUCACCUGCUUACACGCUUACCAACAACGAACAGCGAGCGCCAAGUUUCACCCUUUUUCUCAACUCGGCCGACUGACAGUUGAUACGCACCACUGAUACAGAAAAGCACUCUCCUCCCCCUAUUUCCGGACUCUUUCCACCAUCUCCAUAUCCGUCAUCCGACUUGUGAGUGUCGCUCCUCGCGAGUGGAAGAAACCCGAUAUCGUCAGACGCGGAACGAGUCCCAAGGGUCCGAAGACCCAGAUGCACCAGAGAUGAAACUCGGAGACAAUAUGACGGCUGUCGAAGCUGGCAACGUCUGGGGAGACGCAUGUCCGCGUAAAACUCGACCACCCAGGAUCGGUGACAUUCCAAGGUACACAGCCGUCGACGAAGAGUCGCCAGGAGCAGCGUCUAGAAGACUCGGAGCCGCCUCUCCGUUGCAAACCACCGUUUCAGCCAGAGAAGCUGAGGGUGGUGAUAUGUUGGAGCUGCGUUUAUCGACGCACGGCGACGUCUUCUCCUCGAAGUCAUCGCCGGUACAAAAAUCGCCGAAAUGCGCCGACGAAGACUCAGCCUCGGUGCAGGUCCCAGGGGACCGGUCCCGGCUGGCCGGCAUCGUUAGGUCCUCGGAGGGCGGUGAGACGCCGGUGGAGACGCGGAUACCGGAAGUGACGGUUAUGCCGGAUACAAAACGCGCCGCGACGCCAGCCUGCAGAGAUCCGGAGCUCGUGAGGAUCCGCUCGACGCCGUCGCAGGAGGUACGCGAGGUCCGCAAGGACAGCGCCCUCUACCUCGAGGAGGACGAGGUCGAGGGCCUUAAGGACCUCAGGGAGUCGCUGAGGGCCCGUUCGCCGCGAAGCCUGACACCAAGGCGGGAGAGCAGCGGGUACGCGAGCAACCUGGGUACCUUCGACGAGGAGCGGAGGACCUCGGAGGUCGAUUUAACGGGGUUGAAAGAGCGUCGAAGGUCCUCGACGAAGCGACUAACAUCAGAGACUUUCGUCCCCGUAGCGCGUAGCUGGAUAAGCAGGAACGAGCAGGAACAGAACUCGACCAACCCCGAGAGCUCGGAUAACCGAGAGAUCCGGGAGGAUCGAAAGGACGAGAAGAAGGUCUCGGAUCCAGAGAUACGGGACGUCGAGGGUGUCGAAAGGCGGGGAAAAAUCGGCGCGAAUCAACCGCCGCAGAAGAGACCAUCGGAAUCACCAAACGAGGUUCUAUCCUACGCCGAGGUCCUGCAGGCGAAACCCGGAGGCCCGAUUAACAGGUCGAAGGUCCUGUCGCGAGUCGAAUCCUUCGACGCGGUCGAUCUUCCAGGGCGGACGUCGACCGGCGUAAAUCAGCUCGCCUCCAAGGUUGGUCUGCAGCGGAACAAGAGGAUCGUCCACCAGUACAGCACGCCGAAUUUUCCGAGCAUAGAAUUGGAAAGGAUACUCGAAAGGCCUGCGGACAAGACGCCGGAAAUUGUUGUCCCCCCUACGCCGACGACGAUCGUCCACCUCGAAAACACUCGGGAGCAAAACGACCAGGAACCGGAUGUCGUCGCCACCGGCAAACUCCUGCCCAGAUCCGUCAAGGUCUACCAGCUCCUCUCCACACAGUCUGAGGACCGCGGCGACGGUGUUCCGAACCUCGCCGACAGGCGAAUUUCAUUGCAGAUCAGCCGGCAGGACGAGGAACGACUUCCUGGACAGGAAGGAACGGGAACCGCCCCUCCGGUCAUCGCCGAGGGUCCCGAAAUCCUUGGCGUUCCCGUCGCGAAUGAGGGACGAUCACACCUCACACCUUCUUCGACGCUCACCGAUCCUCCGGUUCGCAAGCUUUCCACCCCGGGUGAAAUGGGCGCGUCGCACCGACUCUUGGGAGACUCUGGGAUCGGGAUCAGACCCAUUUAUCCGUAUUGUCCCUACUCGCCCUACGGCAGUCCUCAAGGAUCUCCGAGGACCAGGAGGCGACCUCUUCGCGAAAGUCGGCGCGUUUCUAUCGACAAUAGACAGGGUGCUCUUCAGCUUAAUCAGUACAAACUCUUGGACAAUAUUGGACAGGGCUCUUACGGGAUUGUCAAACUCGCGUACAACGAAGAGGACGAAACGCACUACGCGAUGAAGAUUCUGAGUAAGAAAAAACUGAUGAAGAAGGCCGGGAUUUUCGGGAGAAUGGCACCGGGGAGAAAAGGGCUCGCUAAUCCGUUGGCCAAGGUUUACAGGGAGAUUGCUCUUCUCAAAAAGCUCGAUCAUCCGAACGUCGUGAAGCUCGUUGAGGUCCUCGAUGACCCGGACGAGGACAACCUUUACCUCGUCUUCGAGCUUGUCCAGAAGGGUGAGGUCCUCCAGUUGCCCACCGAUCAACCAUUGGACGAAGACACCGCGCGGAUUCACUUUCGCGACAUCGUUUUGGGCGUUGAAUAUCUGCAUUACCAGCGGAUAGUACACAGGGACAUAAAGCCCAGCAAUCUGCUCGUCGACGGCGAGGGUCAUGUUAAGGUCGCGGAUUUAGGUGUCAGCGCGGAAUUAAGGGCUGCGGGUGAACUGCUCUCGGGACCUGCGGGAACACCGGCGUUUGCCGCACCGGAAACUACCACUCCUGGAGCACAGUAUUCCGGAACGCUCUGCGACGUUUGGUCGAUGGGUGUGACGCUGUACUCUUUGGUGACCGGAAAAGUGCCUUGGGACGGAUCUGGAAGCAUAAUCGGUGUGCAGGCGGCGGUGCGUUCGGAGCCGUUAAGGUUUCCGGAAAAGCCGGAGCUCUCUGCAACGCUGAAAGAACUGAUAACCAGGAUGCUGGAGAAGGAACCAUCCGCGAGGAUUACGUUAAGGGACAUCAAGACACACCCGUGGGUUACGAAAGAGGGGGCGGAAGUUCUACCGGGCGAAGCUGACAACUGCAGACUUCCUGUCACCGUCACGGACGAGGAGGUCGCUCGAGUCGUUACCAGGGUUCCUAAACUCGACACCCUCAUUUUAAUCAAGACGAUGCUCAAGCAGCACAGCUUUCAGAAUCCCUUCCUGGCAAAGAGAAGUGCUAAAUCUGUGAGCAGCGACACGAUGCCAGGUGAUAUUUCUCAACCACCCAGUUCUGGUCGGACGGGAAGUUCUGAAGUAUCCGAGAAGAGUUCGAACAUCCGAGCAGAAAAAUUUCACGAGGCGGGAAGAAGCAAUUCGGCACCGGACACCUUCGAGGGUCACCUUUGCAGCGACAGGCAAGUGUCCGUGGAAAGUCCUUUGCCACCGGUGACUGAAGCAUUGAUACAAGAGAGCGAUUCUUACAAGCGAUGAUAGAAGCUAUGAGAGUAACUGCACUGUUUUAAAACGUAUCAAAUCGAUCCUCGUUAAUAACUGUGUUAUACUUUCGAGGCAGCGAUUGCGGUCACAGGAGAUUUUUAUUUUAUUUAUUUAUUUUUUUUAAGUUUUUUCAAUACGACUCAUCCUGAGCAAAGAACGAAACGUCGAAGUUGAAACUUGCGCACCUACUUCCAUUGGAGGUAAAAGAAAAGCGCGAGGUAAAAAAGAAAGAAAAAUAAUUUGAAUUUUGUGCCGGGUGUAUAAUAUAGACUAUAAUUCCGACUAACUUAGGUGCCAAAUAUGAUGGAAAAUAAGAUAUAAAUUGCGUAUAAUAAUGUAUAAUAAGGUGUGUAAGUUUAAGGCGUUUUAGCAUAUACAUAUAUAUUGUAUAUAUAUAUAUGUGUAAUAUAUUAAUAUACAUACACAGCUGUGUUAGACCAAACUUAUAACAAAGCGUUAGACAUCGAUCCUUGCACAGUAAUUUUCUGUGCGGAAUCAGGAUAUUAUAUUACUAUGUCCAUUAAAAGCGGGUGAACAGAAGAGGAUCCGUGUC
Diprion similis is the source of this 3966-nucleotide messenger RNA. Its product is annotated as mitogen-activated protein kinase kinase kinase YODA-like. Gene Ontology annotation, biological process: positive regulation of protein kinase activity; intracellular signal transduction; protein phosphorylation. Gene Ontology annotation, molecular function: calcium/calmodulin-dependent protein kinase activity; ATP binding; calmodulin binding. The record is from RefSeq and is a predicted model, not a curated record. Gene Ontology annotation, cellular component: cytoplasm. NCBI's taxonomy places the organism in Eukaryota, Metazoa, Arthropoda, Insecta, Hymenoptera, Diprionidae. Bases 405 to 3407 code for a protein of 1000 amino acids. The transcript is spliced from 8 exons.